AGCCUUUUUUUUUUUUAAAUCUAGUUACUUUUCCGCUUUAUUUCCCCCCUCCACCAGCCAGCAUUCGAAUGACUUUCUAACAGAGUUGAGUAAUAUUAUGAAAGUUACAUGUCUGAGAGGAUUUAACUUCGACUUCCCUGAAUAUGCUGAAAGGAGUUUAUGCACUGAAACGACCUCAGGAAAAUCCAAGAUGGCCGCCAAAAGGAAAGGUGGCCUAAAACUCAAUGCUAUCUGUGCCAAGCUGAGCCGCCAAGUGGUGUACGAUAGCAGCUCCCAGAAUGCAGAAGGAGACCAGAGUGUAGCAGAAAACAGCGAGCGUGGUAGUUCUCACUAUGAUGACAAUGAGACCAACUUCCCCGAGAGUCUGAGCCUAAGUCAGAGCCUCGAAGAGGACCAGAAGAGACGUGAGGCCAUUGAGAAGUGGGUCAACGGCGAGUAUGGUGAGGAGCCACCAGUUCCUGAUGAUGAGCAGGAGCCUGAACUCAAAGCCAGUAAUGAUGAAGAUGGCCCUCCUGAAGGCGUCUACAUGGUACAGCCUAAAGGCUGCAGCGAUGAGGAAGACAAUGGUGAGGAGCCUGAGGCUGCCGUGGGGUCUCAUGAUGGCAGUUACCAUGACGACAAAGAAGCUGAAGACAGGCUUCCAAAAGACAACAGCUACAUGUCGCAAAGUGAGACCCAAAGUCGCCAAGCACCUUUCUCCUCUCCAGGAGAAGCAUCUGCACUGCGAGACUAUGCAGCCAACACCAUGAACGAGUUUCUAGGAAUGUUUGGUUAUGAUGACCAGCAGGUGAGGGAUGAGCUGACCAAGAAGAUCAGCAUUGAGAAGCUCAAAGCCGCUACCUCAGACACGUCAUCCCUCAGCAGCGAGGUCUCACGGCGUGCCCACCUCUCCAAGUACGAAGAGUACAUUCGCAAGCUGAAAGCUGGCGAGACCCCACCUUGGCCCAUGCAUGCUUCCCCACCCAAACCGGACGACCUCAACUCAAAACUGACCCAAGAAAAGAGUGCUACCAUGCUCCAGAUCUCUGGACGCCUAACCGGGGCUGAGGCACCAAUCUACCCCUCCAGCAUGGACCACAAACAACCGGUGGCACCUCAGUUGGGUAAUUCUCAGCCCUCCAAUCCUUCUCACAUGCAAAACAUAGCCUCCCGACCCUCCAAAUAUGACUUCUAUAUUCAGAAGCUGAAGAUGGGUGAGAGUUUACAGCAGCAGAACGGUAACACUUACAAGCGACCCUCUAAGUACGACCUGGAGAACGUCAAGUUUCUGCACCUCUUCAAACCCGGUGAGGGCAACCCUGACAUGGGUGGUGCCAUCGCCUUUAAGACAGGCAAAGUGGGCCGCCCUUCGAAGUAUGACAUCAGAUCAAUCCAGAAGCUAAUACCAGGAAACCCUGAAGCACCGCUGAUGCCCAAUGUUCUUGUCACGACGCAAGGGAACACUGGAGCUCCUGGUGUCCCCACUGUUGCUGCGGCUGGGGCCAGCAUCGCCCCAGGGCUCACAGUGGACCAGGCAGGACACAUAAGUUUCAAUGCUGCUGAUUACAUAAAAUCCAGCUUUUCCAAGACUGACUCCAUCACCACAGGCACAGUGUCCUCCGUUAAGAAUGGUCUGCCACCAGAUAAACCUGCCAGUGACGACAUCAACCUCUACCAGAAAUAUAUUGCCAGAUUUUCUGGAAGUCAACACUGCGGUCAUGUGCACUGUGCCUACCAGUACAGAGAGCAUUAUCACUGCAUGGACACUGACUGUAACUACCAGGUCAGCAGGUUUACCAGUAAGCAGGAUGUAAUCAGGCACUACAACAUGCACAAGAAGAGGGACAACUCCCUGCAGCAUGGCUUCAUGCGCUUCAGCCCUCUGGACGACUGCAGUGUCUACUACCAUGGCUGUCACCUCAAUGGAAAAAGCACCCAUUACCACUGCAUGCAGAUGGGUUGCAGCAAGGUGUACACCAGCACCUCGGAUGUCAUGACCCACGAGAACUUCCAUAAAAAGAACGCCCAGCUGAUCAACGACGGCUUCCAGAGAUUUCGUGCCACGGAAGAUUGCGGGACAGUGGGGUGUCAAUUCUAUGGCCAGAAGACUACACACUUCCACUGCAGACGCCCAGGCUGCACAUUCACUUUCAAGAACAAGUGUGACAUUGAGAAGCACAAGAGCUACCACAUCAAAGAUGAUGCCUACGCCAAAGAUGGCUUCAAGAAGUUUUACAAGUAUGAGGAAUGCAAAUAUGAGGGCUGCGUGUACAGCAAAGCUACCAAUCACUUCCACUGUAUCCGCUCAGGCUGUGGCUUCACCUUUACAUCCACCAGCCAGAUGACCUCCCACAAACGCAAACAUGAGCGUCGGCACAUCCGCUCCUCUAAUGUCAUGGGCCUCUCUUCCACCUUCUUGGCUCCAAAAGACGAACCAGAGGAAUCCAGCAACGAUGACCUGAUGGACUUUUCAGCCAUCAGCAGCAAGAACUCCAGCUUAAGUGCUUCACCUACAACCCAGCAGUCCACCACUGUACCGCACUUGUUGACCACACCCACCACUGUCUCCUCCUCUUCUAUGUCAAGCCACACGCUCAAGCCCACGCCGUCACUGCCCAGCGCGGGCCAACGGAUGUCCAACCUGCUGACUCAGGCCUUGCCCAGCAAUAUCCCAGUAGCCCUCGCUCUUUCCAACAGCGCUCUUGCCACCUCCAAUCCAUUCUUCCCCCUCAUGCCCAGGCUGCCUCUUCAACCACCAGCCGCCAGCCUGACAUCAGCUGCAUCUUCCGGAGUCCACUCCAUGCCCACUGAUUCACUGAGCCAAGGUUGCUCCACUGUGGGGGGAGAUGCAGUCAUGGCAUCUACUCCAACCUCCUUUGCCACCUCCUCUAUCAUGGAGAAGAUCUCUGCCAGCAAGGGCCUGAUAUCACCCAUGAUGGCCAGACUGGCAGCUGCCGCCCUGAAGCCCUCCAACAACCCAGAUGCAGGGAACGGGCAGCCGGCUUCAGCCAACCAGUUCAAUCUGGUUCAAGUGAAGCAGGAGCCACUAGACGCCAACUCUGGGGUUUCCCAGGACUCCACGCAAGAACAUAGCCUAGACCUGAGCAAGAAAGACCACAGUAAUGAAUCAAACGGACACCCUGUACCAGGGAAUACAUCUCUUUUAUCCUCGCUUAUGAAUAAGAUGCAGAUGAACCCUGCCCUUUUAAAUGCUGUGAACCUGAAGACGGAGCUGGAGGGAGGCCAGGGCAACGACACUUCUGAGGCAGCUCAGUAUCUGAACCGAGUGCUGAAGAGGCCCCUGCCAGAAAAACCCUCUGAGAUCUGGAGAACAUACCUUCGCAGGUUUGACACAGAUGACUUCUGUGAGGCUCAGUGUGACUUCCUUCAGAAAGUGCACUUUCACUGCAUGGUAGAGGACUGCGGUGCACUCUUCAGCACCGUGGAUGGGGCCAUAAAACACGCUAACUUCCACCUCCGAGCCACCUUGAAAGUAAAGUCAGAGCCUCCGUUCACUGAUGGCAAGGAGUCCAGCGAGGCAGCCUCGCUGCAGCCUGUUGCCCCUGUUUCUAUGGCCAACAAUCCCUCUAUGGAUGUGGCACACCUCACUCCCUCUGGCGGCUACAACUCACCUCCUCCCUCCCUGCUGGCCUGGAAGCAGUUGACCGGCAGCAUCCCUCAGAUGCCAGCCUCGAUGCCCAAUCUGCCAGCAAACUCCCCUUUGGCUACCACCUCUCUGGAGAACGCUAAGCCACAAGUCAAACCUGGUUUUCUGCAGUUCCAGGAAAAUGAUCCCUGCUUGGCUACUGACUGUAAAUACUCUAACAAGUUCCACUUCCACUGCUUGUUUGGGAACUGCAAGUAUGUGUGCAAGACCUCUGGAAAGGCAGAGUCCCAUUGUUUGGACCACAUCAACCCCAACAACAACCUGGUCAACGUCCGUGACCAGUUUUCCUACUACUCUCUUCAGUGUCUCUGUCCCAACCAGCAAUGUGAGUUCAGAAUGAGGGGCCACUAUCACUGUCUGCGACCUGGCUGCUUCUUUGUCACUAACAUCACCACCAAGCUGCCGUGGCACAUCAAGAAGCACGAGAAGGCAGAGCGCCGUGCCGCCAAUGGCUUCAAAUAUUUCACCAAGAGGGAGGAAUGUGGGAGGCUGGGUUGUAAGUAUAACCAAGUCAACAGCCACUUCCACUGCAUCCGAGAGGGUUGCCAGUUCUCCUUCCUGCUGAAGCACCAGAUGACCUCACACGCACGCAAACACAUGAGGCGGAUGCUGGGGAAGAACUUUGACAGAGUCCCAUCCCAGGUGUUGCCGCUUGGCCAGAGGGGGGAUGAUAUGCAGCAUGCAUCCGGUAUGGUGUCUGGGCCCAUGGCAGCCCAGCAUGGCAUCACCUCCAGCUUCUCCACUUGCAUAGAUGAAACUGAUGACUAUAUGGACUACAUGGGAGCAGGAGGCAGCCCCUUGGGCCUCUCUUCUGAGUCCUCCAACCAGGACCGAAGCUGCACUAGCACACCUGUAGGCAACGAUAGCUCUCCAGCAGGACAAGGCUACCCCACCACCACUUCUGCUCCUACCACCCCUGCUGACACUAGCGCUACCCAAAAUGCACCUUCUUCUUCCCCUCCUCCUCCUCCGCCACCACCACCACCACCACUGCCACCACCUCCCUCCGCUCCUCAGCCUGGCCUCCAGUCCCAGGCCACAUCUCUCUCUCCUGCUCUCCUUCGACCUGCUCUCCCCUCACUCCCAUACCUCCUUUCUCCAUCCUGUCUGUCAUACUCUCUGCUCAGCGCCUCUCUGGGAGCCACUCGGAGUGUUGUCAUGCCAACCAACACACCAGCUUUCAGCCCCAUCAUUGCCACUCCGUCUUCGGUUAAAAAUGACGUCCCUAUAGUGCAGGAUGCUGCAGGCAACACCAUCUCCAUUCCCACAGCCACUGGUGCAAAGAAGCGCUUCUGGAUCAUCGAGGACAUGUCACCAUUUGGCAAGCGCCGCAAGACAGCAUCAUCGCGUAAGAUGCUUGAUGAGGGGAUGAUGCUGGAGGGCUUCCGGCGCUACGACCUGUAUGAGAACUGCAAGGACGCAGGCUGUCAGUUUUCUCUGAAGGUGACCCACUACCACUGCACUCGUGAGAACUGCGGCUACAAAUUCUGCGGCCGCACCCACAUGUACAAACACGCACAGCACCACGACCGCGUGGACAACCUGGUCCUGGACGACUUCAAGCGUUUUAAAUCCUCGCUUAGCUGCAACUUCCCUGACUGCCAGUUUUCCGGCAACAGCACCCACUUCCACUGUCUCCGCUGUGGUUUCCGCUGCACUGACAGCACCAAGGUGACGGCCCAUCGCAAGCACCAUGGCAAGCAAGAUGUGAUCAGUGCUGCUGGCUUCUGCCAGUUCAGCUCCAGUGCUGACUGUGAGGUUCCAGACUGCAAAUAUAAGCUUAAGUGCUCACACUUCCACUGCACCUUCCCUGAGUGUAAGCACACAGUAGUGGGUAUGUCCCAGAUGGACUCCCAUAAGAGAAAGCAUGAGAAGCAGGAGCGGGGUGAGCUGCCAUCUGUGUCACCAAAACAGGAAGGAGUGCACCACUUGGCAGGAAACGUGGCGGCGGUGGCUCCCUCCUCCAUGAGUCUUUCUACUUCCUCACCUGGCGGCCUCCAUGGGCUGUCCCACAACAUUAACAGCAGUGCUCCCUCCAUGCUCUACCAGACGGGUGGCAUCAGUUCUGACUAUAACCACUCAUACCCACUGUCAUCCAUCAACCUAGAUAGCUCCCUCAAUCUGGGCACUGACACCAGCAGCUCCCUGUUCUUCCUGAAGAACGCAGCAGGUCUGGGUCUCAGCGACUCGCUGGACCUCAGCAAGAAGGUGCACCACAAUGCCAUGCGAUUAGGCCACAAUCUCACGCCCCAUCUGGGUCUGCCUGCAGCGCAGGACGACACCACAGGGACAUCUGGAGAGGCUGAAGAUGACAUGUCGCCAGAGGAAGAGGCACCUGCAGAAGAAGAGGAUGAUGACGAUGAGGAGGAUGAGGAGGAAGAGGCAGAGGAUGAUCUCAACUCUGACUCAAAUGAUGAUUCGGCGGCAGAGCCUGAUGGUGAAAAGGACAACGGUGAGAGUUUUGAUGCUUCCGUUAACCAUAUUGAUACUUCCCAAUUGAAAAAGCAAGACACUGACCCAUAAAGAAAAAAAACUGAAAACAAAGAAAUAAAAAAACCCAACAGUGACUGUAGGAGCUGCAGAAAAAUCCUGUGUACUAUGAAUUAACUAAAAUGAAAGUGGCCUCAUUCAUCAUGCUUAUAGACUUCAAGUGACAACAAGAAAACAACAGCAGUGUGGAAAUAAUGACGGCCUGAAAUGAUUUAUCAUGAUGUUUACAAGAUGACCAACAUUAUUAAUUCAAUUAUGCAUUAAAAAAUAUGAACGGAGACACACAGAGUUAGGCCCUGUUUUACAUGUGGGGCAGCAAUGUAAAGCAUUUUACUACACAUCAGUCUUUUUGUGUGAGUGCAUGUUUGACUUUAAUUUAUUUUCUUUUUUUUUCACUUUUUUGUGUGUGAAAAAAAACAUGUUAUAAAAACAAAAACAAAUCUCUAUAUAACUAUAUAUGUAAGUGUGUGUGUGUGUGGGUGGGUGUAUGAACGAUGAUAUACAAAAAGGAAAUUGCUGGCACAGGCAACAUGAACUGCAGGGCCAUGGAUGCAUAAAAAAGGGACAUGAAUCACUAAGGGAAACAGGAUGUGUUUCAAACAUUUAAUCUUUUUCUGUAUUAUUAUUAAUAUUAUUAUUAUUAUUAAUUAAUAUUAUUAGACACACAGAGAAAAGGGAUACAUUUCGUUCCCAUAUCUUUGGUAUACUUGUUCUCAGUGACACAUGGAAUUGAUCGGUAACUGUUUGGUCAGUCUCAGCUGCAGUCAGGCAUCCAGCAAGCCGCCAGCCUCAACAGUUCUCAACAUUUGCUUGAAGCGUUCAGCUAGCACCAACUCCAAGCAUUGUAAUUUAACCCCAGUCCCCCCCCCAACCCUCACUGUGGAGGAAUCAAGUUUGUGCGUGGAUAGUGCACUUUUAUAUUAGCUGACCAUGAUGAAAAACGUUGAUGAUAGAAAACUUUUGAGUAUAUUUAAAAAUAUUUUUGUUACCAUUUGCAUCUUUGCAUUAAAAUGUUUUGUUGUGUUGUCAGUCAGAAGCAUAUCGAUCUGUAAGCAGGCGAGGUUGUAAUUAAUGGUUGGGGAUAAGUAGGGGUUGGGAGGGAGGGGGUGUUCCGACUGACCAGAGGAAACGAUGAGUCACUCAGAAGAAGUGGGUUGGACGACAAAGGAAGCGUCACGGAGUGUGUGUUCUUUUUUUUUUUUUUUUUUUUUGUUGAUGUUGUUGAAUAUGUACAGACCGAAAAUGUCUCAAUGGCAUUUUGUUUUCCAUUCACUAUGGCUGUGGUUGAGCUCCUGUUGUAACGGUUUUUAUUUAAUAUUUAUGUGACCUUCCAAUGAGAAAUUUUUAGGGUGUUAUUGCACUUUUUAGGUUCAUUUUUACCGUCUGAAAAAGAAAAAAAAAAGAAUGAUAUAUAUCUUUUAACAGGGAAUUUGCUUUAAAGAUGUUGUUUUAGUUCACUUUUUUGCUUUGAUGCACAAAUAGAUGUUAGUGUGACAACAAACUGUUGUUCUGUGGUUUAUUUAAAGGUUUUUAUUUUUGCUUCUUCUGUGAUUGGACAGUUUGAGAUUAAAAAAAAAAAGAAAAAAAAAAAAAGAAAGGAAGUGUGGAGCGCAAGGAAAAUGACGCCCCAAUACAAAACACUAAUAUGGACUGUGAUUUAAAUUAAUUCUUCAGAAAUUCAUAGCAAUGUCACUUACUGUAGAACUAAAUUAUAAGUAUGUCAAACCACCCUCUGGUUUCUAUUAGGCAAAUAUGUACAACUGAGGAGUCGACACAGUGAAUUAUCUCCUGAGCUUGGCAUUGGAAAUAAAUGAUCCUAACAUAGGGAAUAAUGUGUGUUGAUGGUAUUCCACCAGAAACUGUUUUGAAAAAAAAAAAAAAAAAAAAAAAAGGUUGUACAGUAUUUUCCUUUGUAAAAAUAACUAUAUACGAACAAAAUGCUUUGAUGAACAGCUUCCUUUAAAAAGAAAACCCUAAAAAGGAGAAAUGAAUAAUAAAAAAGUUAAAAAUUCAAAUAGCCUCAUUAUAGUUUGCUUGUGUGCGUGAGCUUUUUCUUUUUUCUUUCUUUUUUUUGAAAUAACAAACAGAGUAAAGCAGCAGCAGAUUCCAUUUUUUGUAUUUUUUUUUUAUUUAUUUAUUUUUUCCAAAGUCUGUCAGAAGCUCAAACUCAAAUAUACUGAUUUGAAUUUAUUUAAUUGUUUGGGUUUUUUUUUUUUUUUUUUUUUAAUUUAUUGACUACCUUUAUGCACUGUUGUUUUUCUGUGUGUGUUUGUGUGCAUUACUUUUACUUUUUUUCUUUAAGCUCAUUAAUUGAAAUUUUUGGUUUGUUGUUACUUUGCUGUGGGCAUGCUGUGCUCACAGACUGAACUGUCCCCUGGGACAUUGUUGCAAAGCAGAGUUAUCACUGCAUUUGUUCUGUUCUCUCGUCAUUUGCUGAGAUAAACUGUAGGAGCUGGGAGACAUCAAGCACUUGAAUUUCUUUUGUGUGUGACUGUGUGUGUGCUUGUGAGAGUGUAAAAUAGUAGGAUCUGUAAAAAGUUUAAAACAUAAUUUUUCUGACAGUGAACAUGCAGCACUUCAUCGGUGGGCCGGCCUGAGGACAGUACGGAGCACGUGUAGAGGAGUUGCUGGAUAACAACAGGGCAGAGGGUCACAAAAGCGCUGUGUGUCAGCCAGUGAUGCUGCUGAAGUGUGCGUCUCUUCCUGAGAGACACUGACAGCAUGCGUGUUUCAUUUUCUGUUGCUCAGAGCUCCACUUCAGACCAGUAACCUCAUCAGGUUGUACUUCAUUUUCCCACUCUGCCCCUAAAAAUCCAACUUGGACACAGCAAAAAGCAUCUGCCUUCCUGUAGCUACAUUUCUUGUCGGGGGUUGUUCUCUCUUUAUGUUCUGGUUCAAGAACCUGAUCAGAACCAUGGGCCAUUAGGGAGAUUUAGAGGUCUGCCACUGCUGACAAGAUAGUCCUCUGCAUCUCGCUCACUGGUAACAGGGAACAUUUAUUAUGAUUAUUUUAUUUUAUUUAGUUUUUUUAUUUGCCCUGAGCUAUGUGCUGGGUUCUCCUCCCUCAUGUUACCUAGUGGCCAUGUGCAGACUCUAUCCCCUUGUCUACAGCUGUUCUUGUCUUUCCUUAUUCCCUUCCUUGUGAUGUUUUUAAUAAAAUAAAAUAAAAAAAAAAAAAGAAAGAAAAAACCAUGGGUAAAGGCAU
Molecule: messenger RNA, 9341 nt
Organism: Melanotaenia boesemani (Boeseman's rainbowfish)
Lineage: Eukaryota; Metazoa; Chordata; Actinopteri; Atheriniformes; Melanotaeniidae
Gene: casz1
Product: castor zinc finger 1
Exons: 19
Coding region: 98-6169 (2023 amino acids)
Biological process (GO): regulation of neuron differentiation; positive regulation of transcription by RNA polymerase II
Cellular component (GO): nucleus
Molecular function (GO): RNA polymerase II transcription regulatory region sequence-specific DNA binding; DNA-binding transcription factor activity, RNA polymerase II-specific
Source: RefSeq, a predicted model, not a curated record